Messenger RNA from Chara braunii, 1714 nucleotides. The record is from the annotation of a GenBank genome assembly. NCBI's taxonomy places the organism in Eukaryota, Viridiplantae, Streptophyta, Charophyceae, Charales, Characeae.
GGGUACCAUCCGAUUGCAAUCCGACCUGAGGAUCAACACAAAACCGCCUUCCAGACCAGGUACGGUCUGUACGAGUUUGUGGCGAUGCCUUUGGGUGUUUGCAAUGCUCCUGGCACCUUUCAGCGCUAUGAAUCGGAUAUUUCAUGACUACUUGGAUAAGUUUGUCAUCGUGUACCUCGAUGACAUACUUGUUUUCAGUAAGACUGUCGAGGAGCACGUUGCACACCUGGGUAAAGUCCUCAGUCUCCUGCGACAACACAAGUUCAAGAUCAACAGUGAGAAGUGCGAGUUUGGCCGCACCCGUGUCUUGUACUUGGGUCAUGAGAUCUUCGCGGAAGGGUUGAAGCCCGAUGACGCGAAGGUGGCCAGCAUUCGUGAUUGGCCACGUCCUCAGUCUGUGACUGAGAUGAGAUCUUUCUUAGGGAUGACAGGCUACUAUAGGACUUUCGUUAAGAACUAYAGCAUAGUGGCCGCUCCUUUGACUGAUCUGACCCGCCUUGACACCCCAUGGGAGUGGACAGACGAGUGCGAGGCUUCUUUCAGACAUUUGAAGCAUGCCUUGACGCACUACGAGGUCUUGAAACUUCCCGGUCCUGACAAGCCGUUUGCAGUCACCAUGGAUGUCAGCCAAUAUGGCAUUGGCAUCAUGCUUGCACAGCAGGAGGGGCCAAAGUUGAGGCAUGUCGAAUCUGAUUUCUCAAGUGCGCUGAUAACUGAGUUCGCACUCACGGAUGAUGUCACUCGCUCAUUGGUGGAAGCCUACCAUGAGGACCAGUUUAUGUCAGAGAUCAUACGCAAACCAGAGGCGAAGGACAAAAAGACCUCUGCCAAGUUUGAGUUGGUCAAUGGCUUGUUGUUCCUUGAGAAGGCAGGGAAUAAACGAUUGUAUGUUCCCAAUAGAGAGUCUUUGCGUAGUUUGUUUUUAGGCGAGUGUCAUGACGCCACCGGCCAUUUUGGGUAUAAGAAGACCGCAGCUAACCUGCUGCAGCAGUUCUGGUGGCCCACGAUAAUGCGAGAUGCCCAGCUGUACGUUGAGACUUGCCAGGUCUGUCAAAGGGACAAGCCAUGUACUCAGGCUUCUCUUGGGCUCCUCAAGCCCCUUCCGAUUCCGAAAAGGCCUGGUGAGAGUUUGUCCAUGGAUUUUAUAAAUACAUUAAUCACCAGCAAGAGUGGGAUGAGACACAUCUUCGCAAUCGUGGAUAAAUUUAGUAAGUUUGCUAGAUUGAUAGCAAUGUCGGAAACAGCGAAAACUAAAUACGUGAUCAAGUUGUUCAAGGAGCACUGGGUCAGGGAUUUCGGGUUACCAAAGUCCAUAGUAAGUGACAGGGAUGUCCGAUUUACAAGUGAGUUGUGGAAGGCCGCCGCUGCAGUACAGGGCACACAGUUGCAGAUGACUUCUGGGAAUCAUCCAGACGCCAACGGCCAAGCCGAGCAAUUGAAUCGCGCUGUUCAACACCUGGUGCGGCAUUACAUCAAGCCCAACCAGGUGGACUGGGAUGAGAAGCUUGCUCUCAUCGCCAGCCUGUACAACAACGCGGUACACAACGCUACCGGAGUGAGCCUGGACAGCUUACUACUGACUUUCAAGCCAAGACUGCCCCUAGAUUUUCUCUUUCCUGAGAACUAGGCAUCUGCUGCACCAGGUACCUUAGAAUUUGCUUAUAGGUACGAACAGAAGAUGCAGCAGGUGAUAGAACAAAUGCAAAAAGCACAA